CGGCUACGAGCAUCAAAGCAACGACGCAACGACACAACUGUUGUCAUCCGCGAAAGCCACCAAUCACUCCACCAUAAAACGCCAGCACUACCGAGCUGUUUGAAAUUCAUUGGAAACUAGAAUGAAGCUUUCGUCCUGCCUCAUGAUGGCCGUCGUCGGUAACAUGAUGCGCUUGUCCCGUGUUCGCGGAUUCGGCGUCGCCAGGCGACAGGUGACGAGCAUGGCUCCGGCGCGGGUCAUCGGCGACGCAAAGAUGCACUCGUUCUACGGUUUACCGGGGGGAAAUACUGCCGUCGCCGUUGUCACACGGGGAUCAUCGAUUUUGUACAUGUCGACUGCAUCGUCUCCAUCGAUGCCUUCGGUUGCCAUCAAGAGCAUCGGUUUCGUGGAAGAGGCCGUCUUGGAAGCCAUGAACGAAUUGUUCGAUCCCGCCGAGGUUGCUAGAGGCGCUGCACUUUCCAAAUUGAACAAACCAAAGAAGAAGAAAAAAAAGAAAAAGAAAAAGCAGCCAGAAGCUGACGCCGCGCCGGAACCACCGGCCGAACCUGAAAUGAGCGAGGAAGAAAAGCAAGCCAUAGGUGAUGCCGCAGCCGCAGCGGCCAAACCAUUUUCAUCGUCCGAUACAAUGGUCACUCUGGCAACGAAAUCAGAGUUUGGAGACUACCAGGUAAACGCCGCUAUGGGGCUGGCAAAAAAUGUUGGCAUGAAUCCUCGCGAGUGCGCCGCCAAAAUCGUCGAAAAGAUACUCCCAAAGAUCGAGGGCUGCAUGGAAGAACCCGAAAUCGCCGGGCCUGGCUUCAUCAACCUCCGAUUCAAAAAAGACUAUCUGACGGCUGCAGUCCAAGCCAUGGCCGAAGAUGCGGCGGGGCGCUUGGCACAACCGAAAAGUUCCAAACCCCAAAAAAUUGUCGUGGAUUUUUCGUCCCCCAACAUUGCCAAAGAGAUGCACGUCGGGCAUCUGAGAUCUACCAUCAUCGGUGACACCCUGAGCAACAUGCUCGAAUUCACCGGUCAUGAGGUCGUGAGAUUGAACCAUGUCGGUGACUGGGGUACACAAUUUGGUAUGCUCGUUGAACACUUGCGGGACGAGUAUCCGGCCGCCCUCAACAUCGAAACGUCGCAAGACGUCGACCUUGGGAACCUAGUAGAACUCUACAAAGCCGCUAAAAAGAGAUUCGACGUUGAUGAAGACUUUAAAACACGUGCCCGAGAGGGAGUUGUCAAGCUCCAAGCCGGCAACGAAGAAGAACUCGCGGCGUGGAAGGCUCUCUGUGCUGCUUCCCGGGUGGAGUAUCAGAAGAUCUACGACGUCCUGAACAUCGAGGGUCUCGAAGAAAGGGGCGAGUCCUUUUACAACCCCUAUCUGAAUGGCGUUGUUGAAAAUUUGGAGGAACAAGGCCUUGCCGUUCAAAGUGAGGGCGCUACUGCCGUGUUCCUCGAUGGAGUAAGUGCGACAAAUUGCUACCUUUUUUCUGUUUAUAAUCUUUUUGCGAACCAGUGUAGAAUCGCGAACACCUUUGGUUUCUCUCGGACAGGAAAAGCCUACCAAGCCACCCAUCUCAAUCACAAAAGCUAACGUUGCCCUCUCCCCUUUCUGGAUUCUUUGGACCAUCACACUGUAGUACGAAAACAAAGACGGCAGUCCGCUGCCCAUGUUGGUUCGAAAAUCCGACGGUGGAUUCAAUUACGCAACAACUGACCUGGCAGCCAUCCGUCAUAGAGUCGAGAUGGAUAGGGAGGACGGCGGAGAAAACGCAGACCGCGUCUUGUACGUAACAGAUGCCGGGCAGUCGCAGCACUUCGAGAUGGUCUUCAAGGCCGCCGAGAAGGCAGGUUACGUCCCGGAAUCCUCCUCGCUCGAGCACGUUCCCUUUGGAUUGGUACAGGGCGAGGACGGAAAGAAGUUUGCCACCCGUUCUGGUGACACGGUCAAGCUGAAGGAUCUACUGGAUGAGUCCGUGCGCAUUGCUGGAGACGAUCUCCGAUCCAGACCCGAAAACGAGGGCGCCGACGACGAAACCAUCGAACGGGUUGCGACGGUAGUCGGCGUGGGCGCCGUGAAAUACGCGGAUCUGUCGAUGAAUCGCGAAUCCAACUACAAGUUUAGCUACGACCGGAUGCUGAGCCUGAACGGAAACACCGCUCCGUACAUGAUGUACGCCUACGCACGAAUCUGCGGAAUCAUCCGCAAAUCCAGCCAGCAAGAAACGACGGACAAAAUCGAGUGGCCGGAGGCUUCCGAGAUCAUCAUCACCCACGACGCCGAACUGGAGCUCAUCCGAAAUCUUGUGAGACUACCAGACGUGCUGAACGAGGUCGAGAGAGAUCUGUAUACGAAUCGAAUGUGCGAUUACCUCUUCGAGACGAGUCAAAAGUUUAGCAAGUUUUACGAAAACUGCUCUGUCAACAAUGCCGAAAGUCCGGAGAUCAAGGCAAGCCGAAUGACCAUAUGUACUGCUACAGCAGGAACAAUUCGACUGCUGAUGUCGUUGCUCGGAAUCAAUCUUGUUGAAAAACUUUAAACACAUGGAUCUUAUUCGCCAUUAUCUCUUCAU
Pseudo-nitzschia multistriata is the source of this 2555-nucleotide messenger RNA. The record is from the annotation of a GenBank genome assembly. Lineage: Eukaryota; Bacillariophyta; Bacillariophyceae; Bacillariales; Bacillariaceae.